UGUGUCCACUUCUUCACGGCCACCCCUGACCCCUCCAGGUCUGUCUUCAAGCCCUUUGUCUUUGUGGCCGGGCCCAAGCCCGUGCCACAGGUGAGAUCUCCCACCUUCCGUGAUGACCCUGCCAAGCAGAUCCCGCGGUUCCAGAGCACGGUGGAUCGGCGGCACGAGCUCUACCACCAGCAUCAGGCAGCGCUGGAGCUGAUGGAGAGCAACCAGGUACCACAGUCCCUACCCCAGGAGCAAGGCCAGAAGCUCCUGCAGAUGCUGCGGGACCUGGAGAAGCAGGGCCUGGAGGGGAUGAAUGCGCUGCUGGAGGGGACAGUGGCCCCCUGCCCAGAGGAGCUGGCUGACCUCUUCUUCGACUGCGUGGAAGCAGAGAUGAAGUUUUACACAUAA
Messenger RNA from Nestor notabilis (Kea), 396 nucleotides. Its product is annotated as secernin-1-like. NCBI's taxonomy places the organism in Eukaryota, Metazoa, Chordata, Aves, Psittaciformes, Psittacidae. Gene Ontology annotation, biological process: proteolysis. The annotation marks the transcript as partial. The transcript has 3 exons. Gene Ontology annotation, molecular function: cysteine-type exopeptidase activity; dipeptidase activity. The record is from RefSeq and is a predicted model, not a curated record.